This is a messenger RNA of Acanthamoeba castellanii str. Neff, 2133 nucleotides long. Its product is annotated as leucine rich repeat domain containing protein. Gene Ontology annotation, molecular function: protein binding. Gene Ontology annotation, biological process: SCF-dependent proteasomal ubiquitin-dependent protein catabolic process. The transcript has 9 exons. The record is from RefSeq and is a predicted model, not a curated record. Gene Ontology annotation, cellular component: SCF ubiquitin ligase complex. Lineage: Eukaryota; Discosea; Longamoebia; Acanthamoebidae. Bases 1 to 2133 code for a protein of 710 amino acids.
AUGAAGAAGAGGAACAGAAGAGCGGUCUUUGAUGGAUUCGAGCGUCGUGACAAUGAGCUGGAGCGACACGACCAGAUGCUUCGCGCCAAGAGCCGGGCGCUCCGCCAAUCAGCAGAGGGAGACCAAAUCGAGAGCGACGAUGAGGUGCCGCAGGAUGCGCCUGGAGAUGCUGCCGCUGCCGCAAAGGGCGGCGCUCGAAGCCGACGGGCAAGGCGCGCCGCGCAGCAAUCCAAAUCCAUGGCGAACCGGGAAGCGAGCGUCAUCGCUGCAGACAACGUAGUGCAGAGCUCGAGGGCACCCCAGCAUCACAAUCAAUCCACCGCGUCAACGACCGCUACACGAGGCCAACAGCGAAUGAAGAGGGGCAAAGGUAGGAAAGGGCGGGGCAAGUACCGAGAUGAUUCGAGUAGCAGCGACGGCGAAGAUGCAGUGGCUUCGAAGAAGAUGAUGGCGACAGCUGCUGUGGAGAGGAAGAAGGCGGACAACCACGCGUCUACGCGGCGCGAGCGCAAGGUGCCGCGCCAUCUCCAGGGCCAGGAGCGGCUCAAGAUUCGCGGGUCGCUACCCGAAUACAUGAGCUGCUUGCCCAACGAGGUGUGGGCCAUGAUCAUCGACUUCUUGGACAAGAAGGACCUAUUGCUCAUGAGUUCUGUGUCCGUGGACUGGCGCUGGCUGGCGCUCUCCCACUACCGCCACCACAAUUGCGACGAUCUCAUCGGCCAGCUCGACUUCCUGUCGGCCAACUGCCCGCACCUCGACUCCCUGCACGUGCUUGAUGCGCACCUCUCGCUGCUGCCCCGGAGCCUGCGCUCGCUCAACCUCUCCGGCUGCCACAACAUCACCAACCAGGGCAUGUCGCUCCUGCCGCCGGCGCUCGAGCACCUCGACAUCUCCGAGUGCUUUCUCGUCUCCGACAUCGGCCUGCGCAACCUCUCCGGGGUGGUGGGCCGGACGCGGGACGAGAUCGAGGAGGAGGAGCGCGAGCGCGCCCGGCUCGUGGCCGAACAGCAGCAGCGCGAAGAGGAGGAGGCCGAGCGACGUCGGCGCAAGGGCAAGGCGAAGCUGGACGACGACGCCGACGCCAUCCAGAGCGAACUGGAGUCGCCGCUGGACUUUGCGCCGGAAGUGAUCGCCGCGCUGCCCGAUCUCGUGUCAGAUGACGAGGAUGCCGAUGAAGAGUCUACAGCGCAGCAGCCACAGCCACAGCCGACGGAGCCAGAGCCGGAACCGGCCGCAGGCGACGUGGGCCGGCAGCUGCUGCCCGUGGUGGACAACCCUCCGUUCCCGCACCUGACUUCGCUCCUGCUCCACAAGUGCUUCGCCAUCUCGUCGCUCGACUUCCUGCCUCGGACACUCGAGGAGCUCGACAUCUCUCAUCUCAAUCUCAACUUUGCCGGCCGAUGCUUCACCUCGCUGCCCCCCACCAUCAAGAAGCUCACUGUCACGGACUGCCGUGUGUCAGAUGACAGCCUGUGGGAUCUGCCGCCGUCCCUUGUCUACCUGGAUCUCACACAGUGCUACUUCAUCACGGACUCGGGACUUCAGGCGCUGUACGGGAUGCCCUACUUGAAGACUCUGGUUGUCCGCGCGUGCUCCCGCAUUUACGGCGAUGGUCUGGUGAGCUUGCCCGCGUCGCUAGAGCAGCUGGUCCUCUCGCAGACCAACAUCGCGGACGAAUCGCUGGACACCCUGCCUGCGUCGAUCAAGAAGCUCGACCUCUCCUUCACCUCCAUUACCAACAGGGCUCUUCUCCAUCUGCCACCAAACCUCGAGGAGCUGAAUGUCGGGUGGUGCAAGCACAUUGACGAUGAGGGUCUGGCCGCGCUGCCGCUCACGCUGCGCGCGCUGGGCCUGGAGGACAACAUCAAGAACAUCUCCGACCAGGCACUCGUCCAUCUCUACAAUCGGCAUUCCAAGUCGCUUCGCGUGCUCAAUCUCGUUGGGUGCGACCGAAUCACCGAUGAAGGCCUGCGCUACCUGCCCCGCAACCUCACGACGCUCUGCCUCACCCUCAGACCGGCCAACAUAUCAAAGAACGCGAUGAAGAAGCUGCAACUGUCGGGUAGGAUGGAACUCAAGGUCAUGGAGUCACACAGGAGGAAGAUUCUGCUCCAGGCAGCCAAGGCCAAGUGA